Messenger RNA from Hydra vulgaris (swiftwater hydra), 5880 nucleotides. RefSeq names its product zinc finger C3H1 domain-containing protein. Gene Ontology annotation, biological process: RNA processing. The record is from RefSeq and is a predicted model, not a curated record. Gene Ontology annotation, cellular component: exosome (RNase complex); nucleus. Gene Ontology annotation, molecular function: protein binding. NCBI's taxonomy places the organism in Eukaryota, Metazoa, Cnidaria, Hydrozoa, Anthoathecata, Hydridae.
GAUUUUUCAAGUUUUACUCGCUUACCAAACUCACCGUAUAUUUUUAUGUUUUCGCAACACCAUCUUGGAAACUAGUUUGGUUUAGAUUUUUUUUCUAAUUUUUUUUACAGUUCAACAAAUAUUCUGAGUAAAGCAGUACGCUAAAUGAAUUCAAUGUAUGGCAGAAAGCAAUGAACUUGAAGAGGGAGAGAUCCAAGACGACGUUGAGAUCAUGAAAGUUGUUUCUCAUAUGAAACCCAGUUUUAAAAACAGAAGAAAAUAUUCUUCAUCCUGGGGUCAAACAAAUUUUCAGCCGAGAGUUAUUCAAAAUAAAAAUAUAACUAAAAGAACUGUUUUUAUAGGAAAGAAAAAUGAGAAUACUACAUUUAGGCAUAUCAAACCUUGUCUGAGUGUGAGAGACAAAGCAAGUGAAAAGAAAGGGUGUUUUGAUGAUAUGUUUAACCAUAAUGGUCUUGAAAGUGGCUAUGACCUUGAUGACUAUGAACUUCUGCUGAUCAGACACGAAUUAAUUCAGCAACAACUAAAGAAAUUGACAACUGAUGAUGGGCCUAUGAUUGUUUUAAGUGAAUAUGAAGCAGAGGCAGAAAAGCUUUUUGAAGAAACUCGUGUUAAAAAAUCAUUAGAAGAUGACAUUUCGUUAGGAAAGGAUGUUAUCCUUUUAUCAGAUUCCUCACAAAAUGAUGACAAUGAUGAAGAGCUUGAGUUGUUAAGAAAUAUUUUACUUUCGCAGGCAAAAAAGAAAAAUGAAAGUUUGCAAAAAAAAAGCUCUGCUGAGUUAACUAAUGACAUUUUACAAAAUGAAGUUCUACCAACUGAAGUAACAAAAGAUCUUGAAAGCACAUCAAAACUAAAUUGCUUGUUUGAUUCAUCAGAAAAACCAACAGAAGUUUUAGAUCAUUUAACAAAAUCAUCCGAUCAUAAUGGAGAAAUAAAAAUAUCUUGUUUAACUCCAUGCUUAGCUUUUGAAUCAAGUAAGGAAAAAUCAUUAAAAAAGUUUCGACAAAGAAGAGCUGAAAAUAAAAUAAGAAAAGAAAAGAAAAAAAUCAAAAGGUUCGACAAAAUACAAACUCGCUCACAAACUGCAGCUGCAGAAAAAGGGCUAAAAGAUCCAAGCUCACAAAUUAGGCUGAAGGUUCAAGUGAAAAGAAGAAAAAAAAAACGUGGUGGUAAAAGGUCUCGUUUUUUGGCUAUACGUGCUUUACACAAAGGCGAGUUAAAAAAAUGCUUACAUGACCAAAAAGAAGCUUCAAAAGAAGAUGAUUACAACAAUGUACCGAUGGAGAUUGAUGAUGAACCUUCUGCUUAUAUUGAUGGGUUUGCACCAUUACCCUUGAUUGAAACAACUGAGGUUCCCCCUCCUUUGCCAACUGCACCUCCAUCACCAUUAGAUUCAACAUUCAAACCAACAGUUGAUAUUGUUCCACAAUAUAUGACUAGCUCAAAUGUUUCAUGGAUGCCUGGAUAUGUUGAGAAUUUAUAUUGUGACAGUGAAUCAUUAGCAAUAGAUGAUAAAUCAAAUUUAAAAGACGAAGACAAAGAGGCAAAUAUAGAUCUUCCAGAUAAAGUAGAUGAGGAUGAAGUUUGGGCUCUUCGAGCUCAGGCAUUAAAAUCACUUGCUUGUAAAAGAGCUGCUAAAGUUAAAAAAAUGCAUAAAGAAGUUCGUCAAGAAAAAAAUCUCAAAUCAGAUAUUGAUCAAAAAGUAAAUGUUAACCCACAUCCAAAAGUUAUCUCUGUGUCUAAUGUAGUUGGUUUAACAAAUGUUGACUUUAAAAAAUAUAUGCCACCAAAGCAUGCUCCUGUAGUCAUACAACUAUCAAAAGAAGAUUUUGAAUCAGAUGAUGACAGUGAGCAAAAUAUUUCAAUUAAGACUUGUAAAAACUCAGAACUAGACCAGCUUUUUCAACAAGCAAGAACUGAAAGCAAGAAGCGAACAAGUUCCAUUGCAAAAUCUAGUGACGAGCUUUUGAUUAAAAAUGUAAAAACUUGUAUUGAGAAAUCUGUUGCAAAGAUGAGAAAACACAGUUCAAGUAUAGUGAAAGAUCAGCUGGCAUACAAAAAAUUGCAAAAAGUUAUAAACGAAAAGCGCUCAUCUUUCACAGCAAUCAAUGAUUCAGUGAAACAACUACAGGAUAAACUUCAGGCAGCUAUUCAAGAAAGAAAUCGUACAAAGAAAAUUCAUAAUGAUUUGCAUGCUCAAUUCAAGGUUGUCAAGGAGCGAUUGAAAGAAAAAAUAGCGAUUCGAAACAGUGUUGAUGAAAAUAUUCUUAAAGCAAAAAGUAUUAUUAGUAUCGCUACUGAAGAUUCAGUUAUUCUGAAUGAUAAAAUGAAGCAGAAUGUUGAAAGUUUGAUGAAUACUUUGACGUAUUUUUUAUCACAAGGAGAUUUGCCAAAACAAACAAAUUAUGCUGCAAAAGGGUAUACAUCUAAGUUUUCGACUCCCACAGCGCAUACUAGCGCUACAUCUACAAAUGAAAAAGCAUUACCUAACACUAAGAAUAAAAUGGAUUUGAAAAAACUUGAGUUGUUGUUAAGGAAGAAGUUAGAUACCCAUCAUCAAAAAAAUGUGUUUAACUUUAAUUCCGAAAUGUGUAAAACUUUAAUUCCGAAAGAAAAUAAAAGUUUGAUGUUAGAAGAUUCUAUCAAUAAAAAUAAAAGUAAUAAAGACCCACACAAGUCUACACACAAAGUUAUUGAACAAAGUAUUUCUAUAAAAGCUUUGCCUAAUAUCAAGUCAAUGGCAGAUCUAAAAGAAUUACAGGAAAAAAUCUUGCAAUUUACAGCAGAACCACCAAUCAAUUAUAUAGUUUUUUUUGACAAUUUAAUUGAUUUAUUAGAGUACAAUAGUUUUAUUGCACCUCCUGAAGUUGUUCCUAUUACUUAUAAGUGUUCAGCAAGCAGUGAUAGUGGUUUAAAAAAAUACAGAAGUAAUUUAUCUGAUUCUAAAUAUGGGAACUUUGAAUUGUUUUCUAAAUACAACAGUGUAUUGACAAACUUUAAAUCCUAUAGAUUAAGUCCUUAUUUUCGAACUCAGUCCAAAUACUCCUUACAAUCUGCUACAUUUUCAAAUCAAAUUAAUCCUUAUCAAGUUAUGUGUAAAUAUGAGGUUUUUGGUACUUGUAAUGACAAACUUUGUACAUGUUGGCACUUUAAAGAUAAAUGCUCCUUGGAUCAAAUAAAUUUGGUGAAAGAUUUAGUUUCUUAUGAACCCAGUAUGUUUGAUGCAGAUAAAGUUGCCAGCAAUGAAAAAAAGCAAUACCUUCUUUCAAUGUUUACUAAAAAAUUUUUAAGUCAAUACUCUGGUAAGAUAUCAUCAGAAGAACAACUUUUAAUCCUUUGGAAUCAGAUAAGACAGUUCAGGCGUUCUAAGAAAGAAGCCUCUUAUGAAUCAAUUAGUUUUAACUGCAGAAGUUGGUUCAUAGAUCAGAAUGUCAAAAGUCCUGAUAUUCAUGUUCAUCAUCAUUAUUUGAAAUCUUAUAAACCUGUUUACUUUUUAAAAAAAAAAUCUUCUAACUCACAAAAUAUGCAAUCAGAAUGUCAAGAAGUUCGAUAUUUUUCUGAAUCAUACAAUAGUUCAGAAAUGUUAGAGACUGCAAUUACUAAAGAUCCUGGCUCUGUUAAACUUUGGCUAUCUUUAGCAAAAUUACGGCUUCAGCAGGGUAAACCAGAUGACAUUGAAAAUAAACUAUCUAACAGGGAACAUGCUUUAAGUGUCCUUUCAAAUAGUUUAGAAGAAAAUCGUGACUCUGAAGAACUUUGGAUAGAAUAUUUAAAUUUAGUUGCAAAAAAUACUACAUCAGAAGAAUUGCGUGAGCUUUGUUAUCAAGCAGUCAUGUAUGCUGGCACUUACAAUGUAUGGUGGACUUGUUUAAAUUUGGAAUGUACUUAUUUAGGAAAACAAGAAAUAUGUACUGAAAUGAUUACAUUUAUUUAUGACAAUGAAACUAUAGAAAAUUUUUCGCAUUGUUUACUUGAGACAGUUCUUUACGCUGCGCAUCUUCUUAUUUGUCGUAAUAAAGCAAAAUUAGCUGUUGGGUACCUAGCAUCUGCUCUAGGAAGAGAAUCAUUUGAUAAUAGUUCUGAGAAACUUUAUUUGGAAGAUAUAACCUUAAAGUUAGGCAUAGAAGAUAAAGCCUUGCUCUGGAUAUGUUAUAUUUCAGUAAAAGUAUUUAAUGAAUUGCCAAAAAAUUUAUUUUUAAGUGAACAAAGUGAUUCCGGAAGAUUAGUUAAUAAAAACAAGUUUGUUUUGAAUUGGAAAUACAAAACAUUUGCAGUUUGCAAUGAAGAAAUACGUAACACUUUUUAUGAUGCAAUAAAAAGUUUUGGAAGUAUUUUUCUAAAACCUACUUUUAUUUUGCACGAGAAUUUGGUUGCUUUUGAAAUAUCAAUUGAUCAGCAAAAAAGGGCCACUCAAGUUUUGUGCAGCAUUGUAAAGGAAGAGCCAUGUUUUGUUGAAGGGUGGGUGUUACUGUUGUCAAUUCAUAUUAAACAUUCACCAACUGAUAUAAUAGUUAAACUGGCUGAGGAAGCAUUACACAGAUGUAAUCAUGAUGCUGAGAUUGUGUAUUUUUACUCUAGUUGGCUUUAUAAGGAGAACUUGCCAAAAUUGGCUUUAGAAAAACUAACCAAAUGUGUACAUAUGUAUUUCGAGUUAGCAAAUGAUGGUGAAGAUCUUCCUGAUGUCUUAUAUUUGUAUCAAAAGAUACUUGGACUUUCUAUUCCAUAUUCAAUUACUUUACCAACAUACAUUUCAAAGAUAUCUGAACAUCUGAUAUUUUAUUGCUGGAUGUGUUAUUGUCUUGUUUUGAAGAUCAAAAAUGUUUCUCCAACUUUGCAUAUUUUUUCCACUGCUGUGGAUGAAGCAUUUGAGUUUGCAGUUCAUCGUUAUACAUCUCGUCAGAAUACUAAGAAAUUGUGGCUUGCUUACAUCAAGCAUAAAUUAUGUUUUUUAAAUUCUUCACGUGAAAGCAAUGAUAAAUUUCCAGAUCUUCUUUAUCGAUGUUUGGCUUCUGUAGCAGCUAGUGAAGUUGCAGUUCAUAGUAUACACUGGAAAGAUUAUUCAUUUCAUAACAAGUUGUUGGAUUUGUGUCUGCCUUAUAUAAAUCUCGAUGCUCAUGCACAGUUUUUUCAAAAGACUCUCCAACUCAUGCCAGACAAUGUUUAUCAUGCAUUAAGAGUUUCCCAGUUUGAAUUUGAUCAAAAGAAUUAUAAUCAAGCACGUUUUAUUUGUGGGGCUGUUUUAGACGAUUUUCCAAAGUUUUUACCGUUAUGGCGCAUGGCCAUCCAAAUUGAGCUUAAAUGUGACAACAUCCAGGAGGCUCGUUGGUUGUUUGGCGAAGCUAUCAAGUCGUUGCCGUUUAUUUCGUUGCUAUGGAAAGAAUAUUUGAAGUUCGAGAUUACCAACGCAAAAGAUAGUGACAAACUCAACGAUGUUCUUGAUACGAUAUUAUCUAAAUGCAAAGAGAAUGGUAUAUAUUUAGUGGAUGAAUCAUGCGAUGAAAAUUUGUUUUCUUUCUUUGUGACGUGACAUUAGUGACUUUCUGAUUUCACUCUGAUGAAGCGAAAUUACGUUAAUUCCAACGAGGCGGUAUCACGUUAAUUCGAACAAGACAAUAUCACUAUUAGGUGAGGUAACACGCCUUGAACUGCGCUGUGAAUUAGCGGUAUUUGGUAAGGUACCUGCUCACACUCAUCUAAUAAACAUUUUAAGUUAUCGAAAAUGUUUGGCUGAAGAAGAUUAAAUGCUAUCCUUUAAUUCAAACAAAGGUCUAUUUAAUGGAUUUUUAGUAAAUUUUAUAUUUCGUUUUUAUCAUUUUUAUAAAUUAUAUGGGUAGUAUUGUAAAUAUGGAGUUCUCGUAACAACGAAAUAUUCUUACAAUUAAA